Messenger RNA from Phalaenopsis equestris, 1475 nucleotides. RefSeq names its product transcription factor BIM2-like. The transcript has 7 exons. Gene Ontology annotation, molecular function: protein dimerization activity; DNA-binding transcription factor activity. Bases 291 to 1214 code for a protein of 307 amino acids. The record is from RefSeq and is a predicted model, not a curated record. Gene Ontology annotation, biological process: DNA-templated transcription. Lineage: Eukaryota; Viridiplantae; Streptophyta; Magnoliopsida; Asparagales; Orchidaceae.
ACUAAACAAAUAAAGUAUGGAAGUUAUUAGGGCGCACUCUGACUCCCUGCUUUCUGCUAUUCUUGUCUCCCCGUCGGUCUGUCACCAUUUGCUCCUUGAUGCCCUGCUACCUUCGAAGCGUCGCUCGUCUAUCGGCUAUCAAUUCCUCCUUAUUCUCCCUGUUUUACUUCCAUAUUGAGCUCAACUCUAGGUUUUCCGCCGCUUGUUACCCUUUUCUAGCCUUUUUAGUGGUUCUGAGGUUCAUGUAAAUUUAGAGCAGGAGCAACCGAUUUCAGGGAAAAUAAAGGCUGAUGGAGUCAGUUUCUAGGUUCAGUAAGGUUUUUGAAGACGAAGACGACGAUGAUGAGGAGUACGGCAAGAGGGAAGGGUCUCCCAACAAAGGGUUGACUUUAAAGAUUGAUGGGAGGAGUAUUAAUCAGAAAGUUAGCACACCACGAUCAAAGCACUCUGCCACGGAGCAGAGACGUAGAAGUAAAAUAAAUGAUAGAUUUCAAAUACUUCGAGAACUUCUGCCGAAUAGUGAUCAGAAAAGAGAUAAAGCAUCGUUUCUUCUUGAGGUCAUUGAAUAUAUCCGUUUCUUGCAUGAGAAGGUACAGAAGUUCCAGUCAUUGUACCCUGGAUGGAGUGAUGAAAAUACCAAAUUUAUGACCUGGAACAAUCACCAAGAUUCUGGUGAUAACUUAGGUGCUGCUCCAAUCAUCAAGAACGGCUUUGCUCCUGGAUUUGUUUUAUCUGACAAUGGAAUUCCGGGUUCACUAAAUCCAAUAGAGUCUGAGUUAAUUACCAGUGUUUCUUACAAGAACUUGGAAACCCACUCUGAUUUUACAAAUAAGGUGGUUGCUUCUCUUUCUUCAUUGCAGCCAAGUUUGUACCCUGUAGGAAGGGAACCUGGGCUUGUCCACACUGACCAAACGCUGAUUACAGAAGCAGAUAACUUGGCAUCGCAGUCUCAAUGGAUGAGACCAUCAAGCCCUGGAGAUUGUGCAAUUAGCAAUGACAUAUUAAAUGAACACGAAGAACUGAGAGUUGAUGAAGGAACAAUUUCUGUGUCCUGUGCCUAUUCUCAAGGGCUUUUAAAUAAUAUAAGCGAAGCUUUACAGAACUCUGGUAUAGACCUUUCACAGGCAAGCAUAUCCGUGCAAAUUAAUUUGGGGAGGAAAGCAGGUGCUAGGAUUCCCAAGCCUUCCGUAAGUAUGGAAGCCAAAGGAUCAUGAAUGACCUUUCAUUUGGUAACUUUGCAAUAGUACUGUAAAGAGUAUCGAGCAGGGGCCGUCGAUGAAUCCGAAAGACGAAAGUCGUAGAAAUCAUGAGAUGGCCCUUUUUUGGUUAAUUUUGCAGAAUCAACUCUGAUUUUCCUUUGGGAUUCUAUCCAUGUGAGAAUUUCUCCCAUCCUUUGUCUUAGUUUAGUGUAUUAGAGUUUUCUAAUGUACUUUUAAUGUUUUCUCCACUGUAUUUACAGCGCCUGAUAAUCAUUU